UUGGCCGCGGAGUAGACCUCGCAGCUGACUCGACCGCGGCUGCGGGCACCUCGAAAGCUGGGCAAGGGAAGCUUUCCGAUCCUUAAGAGUUGCGGAGUAGGGGGUCUCUCGGUAAGCGCAGGGGCUGGGCUCUGGGCCUCCCCAGGCGGAUAGGGCCUAAUGUCUGGGUCAUCUGGACUCCUCCCUAGGGGCGUGGCCAGGCCAUCGGACCAAUGAGCGGUCGCCUCCGCGGCCCCGCCCCCGCCCCGUCCCCGGAGCCGCGGCCUCACGGAGUAGCGAACCGCCCCGCGCCCAGGCCUGGGGCAGCGCGAGCGCCGAACCUUGGGCUGAUCACCAAGAUGCCUGGAGAACAGCAGGCAGAGGAGGAGGAGGAGGAAGAAAUGCAAGAGGAGAUGGUGCUGCUGGUGAAGGGUGAGGAGGAGGAAGGUGAGGAGAAGUAUGAGGUGGUGAAACUCAAGAUCCCUGUGGACAACAAGGAGGUAAGCAUCACAUAA
Dipodomys ordii (Ord's kangaroo rat) is the source of this 494-nucleotide messenger RNA. It is a transcript of the gene Znf771, whose product is annotated as zinc finger protein 771. NCBI's taxonomy places the organism in Eukaryota, Metazoa, Chordata, Mammalia, Rodentia, Heteromyidae. The transcript has 2 exons. The record is from RefSeq and is a predicted model, not a curated record. Bases 213 to 494 code for a protein of 93 amino acids.